AUGUUCAGUAUUAUUUUUUUUAUUUUACUAAUGACCAAGUUUUAUAGUACGUGCUGUGAAGAUUUCGAUAUUGAUACAAAUGGAUACAUUGUUUAUUGUCCGUGUAUGGGACGAUUUGGAAAUCAAGCAGAUCAUUUUUUAGGUGCUUUAGGAUUUGCAAAAGCAUUAAAUCGUACUCUAGUUUUACCACCAUGGGUUGAAUAUAGGACUGGAGAAACUAGAUCUAUACAAGUUCCUUUUGAUACAUAUUUUAAUGUCUCACAAGUGCAAAGUUGCCAUAAAGCAGUAUUAAUGGAAAACUUCAUGCAAGAUAUUGCACCAAGAAUAUGGCAACCUAAGGAAAGAGUAUCUUUUUGCUAUUCUGCACGUGGGAAAGGAGAUUCAUGUAAUGCUAAAGAGGGAAAUCCAUUUGGUCCAUUUUGGGAUACAUACAACAUAGAUUUUGUAAAAUCAGAAUUUUAUGGUCCCCUUCAUUAUGAUGUUUAUCAUACAGACAUGGCAGUGCAAUGGAAGAAACAAUAUCCUGCAUUGAAUUGGCCAGUAUUAGCAUUUACAGGUGCACCUGCUAGUUUUCCUGUUCAAUUGGAAAAUAAAAAAUUGCAUAAAUGUCUUGAAUGGAAUAUAGACAUGCUGAAUAAAGCAAAAACAUUUAUAAAACAAAAGUUACCAAGGAGGGCAUUUGUAGGAGUUCAUUUACGUAAUGGGAUUGAUUGGGUUCGUGCUUGUGAAUUUAUAUCAAGCACGCCAAAUCUUUUUGCCGCUCCUCAAUGCCUUGGAUAUCGAAACGAACGUGGAAAAGCAACUUCCGCUAUGUGUUUACCAUCAUUUGAUUUAAUAGUACGCCAUCUAAAGCGUGUCAUUCGUAAUGGUAAGGACAUAAAAUCAGUAUUCGUAGCGUCCGAUAAUAAUUAUAUGAUCGAAGAACUUACUAAAGCCUUGGCACGGAUGGAAAUCCAUGUUUUUAGACAAGAUUCACCUACAUCUCCUCAUUUAGAUUUAGCUAUUCUUGGAAGAGCAAAUUAUUUUAUAGGAAAUUGCAUAUCGUCUUUCUCAGCUUUUGCUGCAAGAGAAAGAGAAAUGAAAGGAUAUCCUACAUUCUUUUGGGGCUUCCCCACAGAAAGAUCUUCAUCUUCUAUUACGCAUGAAGAGUUAUAA
Messenger RNA from Habropoda laboriosa, 1155 nucleotides. RefSeq names its product GDP-fucose protein O-fucosyltransferase 1 (gene O-fut1). NCBI's taxonomy places the organism in Eukaryota, Metazoa, Arthropoda, Insecta, Hymenoptera, Apidae. Bases 1 to 1155 code for a protein of 384 amino acids. Gene Ontology annotation, biological process: protein O-linked glycosylation via fucose; Notch signaling pathway. The record is from RefSeq and is a predicted model, not a curated record. The transcript has 6 exons. Gene Ontology annotation, molecular function: peptide-O-fucosyltransferase activity.